Molecule: messenger RNA, 4674 nt
Organism: Trichobilharzia regenti
Lineage: Eukaryota; Metazoa; Platyhelminthes; Trematoda; Strigeidida; Schistosomatidae
Source: the annotation of a GenBank genome assembly
AUGGAUCUAGCAUCUUUAGAUAUACUGCAUGAAAUCUGUACAGUCAACGGUAUCCAUUCUGAAAAUCUCUCCGUAGACACAUUUCGUAAUCAUAUCUUAUAUAUAUUAUUCUCUGGUUUUUCAAAAUGGAUCUCUUUACAAAGUUUUCCAUUCCUUACAGAAUUAAUAAUUAUUUCUCAAGAAAUCAAUCACAUAGCUAAGUUAGAAACAUGCCCAAAUUUGAAAAAAUUAUGGUUAUGUGAGUGUAAAAUUGUAAAAAUUGAAAAUUUGAAUUCAUGCAAACAACUUACUGAGCUAUAUUUAUAUGAAAAUUAUAUUAAAAAGAUUGAAAAUCUCUCUGGAAAUCGAUACCUUGAAUGUUUAUGGCUUAAUGAUAAUCAAAUUAGUAUUAUUGAAGGUUUGAACGAUUUAAAAGCGUUAAAACAACUCAACUUAUCGGGGAAUAAUAUUACUAGCUUAAACAAUAGCCUAAAAUGUAAUCAAAAGUUAGAAGAGUUAUCGCUUUCAGGGAAUAAACUAUGGAAUCCUGAUGAUAUCUCGACUUUAACAAAACUACCUCAUCUCACUUCAUUGUGUAUUAAUGAACCAGAAUAUUUAAAAAAUCCACUAUGUAAUAAUCCUAACCUACCAAUUAUCUUGAUUUAUCGAUUACCUCAAUUAUGUAAAAUCGAUCAUAUUAAUAUUGAUUAUGCAGAUUUAAAAAGUGCAGUAAAAUGUAUUAUUCAAAGUAAGAAAAGUUAUUAUAUGAUGAAAUGUGAAAAUUAUCGAACACGAAUUGAAAGAAAAAUUUUUUCUAUAAAAGAAUUUCUACAUAAUUUACGAAAUAAAGUUUAUGCCCAUAUUAAACUAAUGGAUAAAACGUUAAGAUCAAUACAGAGUUCACACAUGGAACAGAUGAAAAGUGUUAGUGUUAGUAGUGGAUCUAAUGAAAUGAAUAAUCUAUCAUAUGUCACCAGUGAAUUUACACGUAGAAUUGUUUAUUGGGAGAAUUUAAAUCAUGAAUACCAGCUGCAGUGUGAUGUCCUGUGCAAUCGACUUAAACAACACUUAGAUAUUAGACAGAGUUUAUACGAGUUGGAGUUACAAAUGUUUGGUUACCUGGAGAUUGAAGAAGGCAGUGUAGCAAAUGAUUGGUUCAUUUAUUGUAGUGAAUUUCUCAUCUCAAGAUUCUGUUGUCAUGAUACUCUUGGAUCGAUUGUGAGUGGAAUCAAAGUUCUUCAUGUAUAUAAGAUAAGUAAUACAAUAUUUCAGUCGGCUACUAGUCAAAAAGAUUGUACAGAAAAUGGUGACAGAGGGCCUACAUUAGGCGAGCUGUCUGGAGAUCGAUCCACACUUAUUGAUUAUUUGUUUAUGAUCCGCCCUGAGAAUUCGGAAGAUUUGAAGGUGUAUCUCGAUGUGAUGCGUGUUGGUUUUCAUGACAGCAAUAAAUACAAGCUGACAAAUAGUAUAAAUACAGCGGAUAGUGCAAAUUUACAAAAGUUAUGUCAUGAUAUCGGCGAACCAAAUUUCAGUCAAUAUAAUUACACGGCUCGUUUACUUGUAGUCAGAAAUUCAGUGCUAAAAGUACGUAAAGCCAAUGGUACUGGCAAUAAAAUCAAUACCAGUAAUAGUAAUAAUGACGACAGUCCAAGAAAUGAAGAAUCAGAAAUAGAUAUGAGUAGUUCUAUCACUUUUUAUAAAACAACUCCAAGCUGUACAUGUCCCACUUCAAGAGAGAUAACGCCUAUUCCCCUUCAAAGCGAAUACCUCUGCCCUGAAUUCUUAGUCGAAGUGGAGUAUAUUUUGAAAGGUAAUCCUAGAGAUUCUUUACUCGGUCAAUUGAAUAACAAUUCUGAUUUUGAAGUAAAUUCUAGUCAGCAACAAGUGUUCAAUGAUGAAAUGAAAAUUGAUCAAAACUUGAUUAUUAAAACAACUCCACCAAUGGUGGCAAAGGAUUCAAGUCAAUCCCUGAUGAUGACGAGCAGAUUAGAGUUAGAUGGUUACAAUGCCAACGAUCAUAGUUUAACUAUAUUUGAUAUCAAACUUGUCAAAAGUAUAAAUUUUCAAAAAAUUUUCAAUCUACGCCUAUUGAGUAUUACUCACUGUCAAUUACAAAAGUUACCUGUAAUACAGUGUAACAGUUUAUCAACAUUGAUUAUUAGUCAUAAUAAAUUCAACUCUUUACAAUCGUUCAAUAAAAUGCCUAAUCUUGCUGAACUUAUUGCUGACUACAAUCAACUCGUAUGCAUAUUUGAUGUUGUUUCAACGCUGAACAUGUCUACACCGAAACUGGAAAAGUUGUCACUUCGUGAAAAUCCUUGGAAACUUAAAAAUUUAGUUCGUGCUUACACACUGACAAAGUUACCUCACAUAAAAUACUUCAAUUGUCAAGCUGUUAGUUCAACAGAGAUAGAAACAGCCAAUAAAUUAAUAGAUUCAUGCACAAUAACACCAAAAAUGAUUAGAAAUAUGUUCAGCUAUACGACAAAUGCCGUCAAUCUAACAACCGUUGGUGGUACUACUAUCAACGUCCUUGGUAGUACCAGUGACAACAGUGAAUACUAUCAAAAUCUAACGAUAUAUCCUGUAGCCUUCUAUAAUAAACAUUUAAACGGUGCAACUGAAUGUCUUUCACUCAUCAAUUUCAAUAUUAUCACAUCUCUAUGCUUAGAAUCCUUAAAUAUAUUUAAAAUUCAAAAUUUAGACAGUUUGGCCAAUUUGAAGUAUUUAUCCUUAAAUCAUAAUAGUAUAACAAAAAUUGAAGGUUUAAGCUCAUGUUUCAAUCUAAUUGAAUUAUCCCUUGAAUUCAAUUUCAUUGAAUCCAUAGAAAAUAUUUGUCAUUUAAAAAAACUUGAAUGUUUACACCUUGGAAAUAAUAUGAUCAAGGUGAUCAAUGAUUUUCAACUUGAAUGUUUAUGUCGAUUACGCGUACUCGGACUAAGAAGCAAUAAUAUUGCCAAAUUAAAUGGUAUCGAUUGUUGUAAACAAUUAAAUGAAUUAUAUUUAGGUAAUAAUAAAUUAAAAGAUAUUAAAAAUAUAUUAUAUUUAAAAAAGUUACCAAAUUUAAGUAUAUUAGAUUUAUCAGGAAAUUUAAUUGUUGAACAAAUCAAUAAUUAUCGAUUACAAGUGAUAUAUUAUUUAAAAUCAAUAAAAUCACUGGAUGGUAUUGAAGUGAAUCCAAUGGAAAUAGUACAAUCGAAAGAAUUAUUUGAUGGAAGACUUUCAUGUGAAUAUUUAAUGGAAUAUUUAGAGAAUGAUGAUUUUUCAAAUCUUGUCCGACUGGAUUUACCUAAAUGUAUGCUUAAAGUAAUUGAUUUUUUAGAUCCAUAUCGAUUAAUUCAUUUGAAAAGUAUUAAUUUAGAAAAAAAUUAUUUAACCUCUUUUGGUGGUUUAGUAUUUUUAACAAAUUUAAAAGUGAUUUGUUUAAAUGAGAAUAAUAUUGAAGGUUUAUUUUCACGAAAUAUCUGUUCAUUGGCUAUGAAUUCUAAUUUUCAAUUAACAAAUUCAAUAGAAUCACGUUAUGUUAGUUUAUAUCGAUCAACACAAACAAUUUAUCCCUGUUUAAGAGUUUUACAUCUUGCACAGAAUGGUAUACGUUCAUUACAAGAAUUUCAAUUUCAUCGUAUGGCAUGUUUACAAGCCUUAUUUCUACAAGAUAAUGAACUGGUUACAAUCACUGGCCUUGAAGGAUUGAAUCAACUCAAAGAAUUAGUUUUAGAUAAUAAUCGAAUUAAAUAUAUCACUGAAUUAUCAUUUCUAUACAAUUGGACAUUACAAGAAAUUCAUUUGGAGAGUAAUUCUUUACGUGAAUUAAGCAAUUUAAGUAAAUUAGAGAAUUUAAAACGUCUUUAUAUUGGUGGAAAUAAACUGAAUGAUUUUAAUGAUCUUGAAAAAUUUGCUCAAAAUCAGCGUAAUCUAUUUGAAAUCUCGUUAACUGAUAAUCCAAUCGCUUCACGAAAUAUUCAUCGAUUAAUUCUAGUUCAUUAUAUCCCAAAGUUACAAUUUAUUGAUGGUAUUCAAGUGACAGACGAGGAAAGAGAUAAAAUCACAUGUUUCUAUGAGGAUAGAGAAUUGCCUGAUUCAUCAACUUGUGGAGUUAUUCUCUCUCCAGGCUGGAAUAAUCAUCAUGUUGGUAAAGGUAAUCAAUUAAGCGGUGAAACUGCUCUGCCUGGGAUAAAUACUCAAAAAUCAAUAAGAUGUGGCGCUAAGGUGAACGAUGUCACAAAUUUUCCAAUUCAUUCACUUCCAUCGAAUGACUCCAGACAGCAUCAGACAUUGUUUGCUCUUGGAAAGCAUAUUCCGCCAAAUAUUGGCAGUCUUAGUGAGUGCCAGACGAAUAGGACAAAGCCGAACAUUUUAGCUAAGUAUAGCAUACCUAGUCAAACAGGACAAUCUGAAGGGAGUAGUACUAGUGAGAAGUACAGUAAGUCUGUUAAAAGUUUUCAGAAUUCAAACAGCCUACCACCUGAAAACAAUCGCCAUUAUCCACGUGUCUAUUUAAAACAACAAUAUCAAUGCUCAACACCUGAUAUCGCAGGUUUAUAUGUCAACUCCUAUUCAAGACCGCAUAGUCGUCAAACAUACAAGUUGUCCAAGGUUAGCAAGGUGAAAUUGUCUAAAGGCAACCAUAAAAUUGGCAGUACAAGUACCACUACUAAUAAACUCGGUGCAAUGUCAACAAAACUCCAUCGCUGA